Molecule: messenger RNA, 411 nt
Organism: Caenorhabditis briggsae
Lineage: Eukaryota; Metazoa; Nematoda; Chromadorea; Rhabditida; Rhabditidae
Exons: 1
Coding region: 1-411 (136 amino acids)
Source: RefSeq, a predicted model, not a curated record
AUGUACCACCACAACCCUCACUACUUCCCCAAGAACCCUCGUGCUCUCUACUUCGCCGCCCCCACCCGAUCCUCCAACUCCCCCCAAUCCACCAUCGCCGCCUACUUCAACACCGCCCGUGCCCAUCGUCUGAUUCCACGUGUCACUCGUCAAACUGCAAAAAGUGUCUACGACAAACACAAGACCAUUGUGAUCGGGUGUGCUGUGGUCCUGGCUUGUGUGGUGUUGUUCGGAAUGGUUCUCAAGAUUUGCUUCUUUUAUGGAGAUCGGAUUUGGAAUCAGAUAAAGGAGAAGGAGAUGGGGAUGGAGGGAUUGGUGGAGCCGUUGGUUCAGGAGUCUCAGGAGACAACGACGACGACACUGAAGGAGCUACGCGGAUAUCGUUGGGAUGAUGAUAAUUCAAGACCAUAA